AACUUUUGAACCACCAUGAAGGAAGAGUCUCUGUUUGACGAACUUCUUGAAAAGGAGAUUGAAAUCAAUGAGGGCGACAUCAGCAAGGUGUACAAUCGUCUUCAGGAGGCGUUUCUAGCCAAGUACAACCGGCUGUCCAAAUUGUUUGCCGAAGAGCGCGGACAGCGAGAGCUUUUGAACUUCUACAAAAGACGAAAUAAUGCUCUUUUGGAUAUACUAGCUGAAGCAGAGUCAGAACCGGCUCCAGUGGACGACAAAGAGCUUCAGGCAAGAAUUGAGAAUGUGGUUGAACUCAACCCGAAUUUGAAGGACUUGGAGGUGUUGAAAGACAUUGAUUCUGCAAAAGUAAGCACUAAGCUCAAGCUUAGUCUUUUAUUGGAUGAAUCUAUCUCUGACUUUCAAAUCGACGAUCUGGUGAAUAUCGAAAAGAAUCCUGAAGAUAUCGAGUUCUGGUUACGAAGAAACUAUUCCAACUUGGUGCUAUCCAGGUUCAAACCGAUCUACUUUAGUAAUAAUCGGUUGAAAAAACCGGAUAAUAUUCUCGAUAAUUUGAAUACCAGUUUGAACAAUCACGUCAACAUGGGGGGAAAAAAGAAGAAAAAGCUAGAAAAGAUUGAGAAGUAGUGGGUGGUGAUUAGUUAUAAAUGUACAUUAAUUUUGG
Molecule: messenger RNA, 661 nt
Organism: Yamadazyma tenuis ATCC 10573
Lineage: Eukaryota; Fungi; Ascomycota; Pichiomycetes; Serinales; Debaryomycetaceae
Source: RefSeq, a predicted model, not a curated record